Prosopis cineraria is the source of this 738-nucleotide messenger RNA. RefSeq names its product putative phytosulfokines 6. Gene Ontology annotation, biological process: cell population proliferation. The coding region runs from base 278 to 568 and encodes 96 amino acids. The transcript is spliced from 3 exons. Gene Ontology annotation, cellular component: extracellular region. Lineage: Eukaryota; Viridiplantae; Streptophyta; Magnoliopsida; Fabales; Fabaceae. Gene Ontology annotation, molecular function: growth factor activity. The record is from RefSeq and is a predicted model, not a curated record.
UCUGCCUGUCUUCUUGCUCAAAGAAACGCUUCUCUCUGCAUGAAGCGAAGCCGUGCUUGCUCUCAUCACAUGGACGCAUGUAUUCUCUAAGUUGACCAGAGCAGGCGUUAAAAUUUGUAGGCCCCAAUGGAACUAGAAACUGCCAUUUUUUCUCAGAGCCUCCUCGUGACUGUCAUCCUCUGCUCCUCCAUUUAUCCCCUUUCUUCCACCUCCUUUAGACUCACAUCUUUGCUACUUUCUAUCACUCUCUUUAGCUCACUCUAACCUGCAACAGCCCAUGAAGAAACCAGGCUUUCAUGUGUUCUUCGGCGUCCUUUCUCUUCUGCUUCUCUUUCAUUUCUCAGCGUCUGCUCUCCUGAUUCUACCCAAUCAAGAUGAAAAGGAAGUGAAGACCAUUGAUGUCGCUCAUGCUCGCUCAUCCACUGAGCUUCGAUAUGUCGUUGAAGUACCGGAAUCAGAUGAGUGCGACGACGAUGAAGAAUGCAGUGAGAGGAGGAUGAUUGCCGAGGCCCACUUGGAUUACAUUUACACACAGCACCACAAGCCGGCCUAUAAACAUAAACCUUAAUACAAAUUCCCGGCUUCUAUUAACUAGAGACGAGUCCCACUAGGGCUACGAAAUAUCUUCCUCCCGUUCGGCCAUAUUUUAUGAGGAUGAAAUGUGAAAGCUGUAUCCAUGAUCUGUCUAUUUCCAAUCUUAUAAUUUGUCAUAAAACUAAAUGAGAGCGGUUAUGCUAA